UGCUCCCUGUUUGUGUGUGUCUGUUUCGCACACUGAUCACAGCCUGUUAUGCAUGCUGAGUUGUCCCUUGGGAUCUCUGCUCUUUUCCAAAACAGCCAGAGGGGCAGAGAAGACUGAUCUGUGGGGAGCUUGCGGCUGUGUCAACAGCAGCCUGGUGUGUGAUGAGGUGUGAGCUUUGUGUAACUGGCACAGAAUGACCCAGGAGCAGAGCUGUGUGCUGUACAUACAGGUGAAUUGGGGGAGUGAAGAAAAUGUCACUAGAUCUGCCCCUUCCUGAUGCCACGUCUGCCACCAUGGAGAAGCCCCCGAAAGAGCUAAGUCAGGAUUCGGAGUCCCUGGUGGAAUCUGAGAGGAGUCGCUGUAAAUCCCGGGACUGUCUGAGCUUCGCUCCCCUCUGGAUAAUUGUGAUUAUUAUUGCCUCAGCUGGCAUUACUUGGUUUCUUCUAGAGGUGGAUUUCAAACCGGAGCUGACAACCAAUAAACUCUAUGCCUGUAACCUGAACAUUGUGAGCCAUAUCCUCACCCGUGACCACAUGCGUCCUGAGAGCAACUUAUUCAAAAAGGAAGCCGCUCAUCUGAGCAAAAUGGUGACUGCUCUCGUGUUGGCUUCUGAACUGGCUGCGUAUCACAACUCCACCAUGGUCUAUGCUUUUGGAGAAGGCAGCUUGAAGGUUUUCUUUUGGGUUAUACUGGAUGUUCCGAAUUCUAACAGCAAAUAUGUCACUGUGAACUCAGUAAAGGCAGCACUCACCAGGGUUCUCCAAUCUAAGGCUAACCGGACUGGAACCUACAUAUAUGAUCAGUACCACGCUGACCCAAACUCACUGGAUAUAUUCGAAGCCAGCAUACUGAAGCAGCUGUUCUCCUCCAGUACUGCCUGCUAUAGGUACAGUUACUUGCAUGCUGGCCAGGAAAUCCGUUUACAGGGUCCUGAUUACACAUCUCCCACCUGUGUAUGGCACAUACAGGGCCCCCCUGCUCACCUCCUGCGACUCCGACUCAAGUGGAUGCGUCCUGAUUGCAGGGACAGACUGGCCAUGUAUGAUGCAGCUGCCCCGCAUGAAACGCACAUCAUCACCUCACAUUACGGCUGCAGCAGACAUGAGCCAGUGUCUGAAGUACUGUCCUCUGAGAAUACCAUGCUGGUUAUCUGGAAGCAGGGGAUGUACAGCUACUACGAUCCUUUCAUGCUCACAGUGCUCCCUCUGCCUAUCAGAACCUGUGAGGAGAGCAUUGUGCUGAUGGAAGGACUCCAAGAGCAGGGUCAUCUGAGGACACCUUACUACCCCAGUUACUACCCACCAUAUUCACAUUGCACUUGGAACAUCACAGUCCCUUCUACUGAUUAUGGUGUCGCUCUGAGGUUUGAAGGAUACAUGCUGAUGGGACAGUAUACAUUUUCCCCUUGCAUUCAAGGACAGUGGAACAUCCACAACCGCAGGAUGUGUGGCUUACGGGUGCUUAGACCUUACACUGAGAGAAUUGAAGGCAUAUCAGAAAACAUCACUAUAACCUUUUCCUGUAUCAAAGCACUGACUGGACCAGGGAUACAAGCCUCCUACAGCCUCUACAAUCGGUCAGACCCAUGUCCUGGGGAGUUCCUUUGUAUACUAGAUGGUAUGUGUGUUCCGUUAUGUGAUGGGGUUAAGGACUGCCGCAAUGGGUUGGAUGAGAGAAACUGUGUGUGUCCUGCUGAGUACCAGUGUCCAGAAGGACAAUGUAUUAAUGCCACACAGAUCUGUGAUGGUAGUAAGGACUGUGUGAAUGGCACAGAUGAGGAGCAGUGCGAUGAAGCUGUUCCCUGUGGUGCCUUCAACUAUAAAUGUACAGAUGGAAGCUGUGUGAAGAAGAUAAACCCAGAAUGUGACUCCAUUAUCGACUGUGUGGAUGGCUCAGAUGAAAAGAACUGUGGCUGUGGUGUGCAAGCUUUCGAAAACCGUCUUGUUGGAGGAACUCAGGCACAAGAAGGGGAAUGGCCGUGGCAGGCCAGUCUACAGGUGCGAGGGUCACACAUUUGUGGAGGCACCUUAGUGGCAGAUAGGUGGAUCCUGACCGCAGCACACUGCUUUAUUUCAGACAGUUUCUCUACUCCUGAGGUCUGGACAGUAAUUCUGGGGAAGGUGCUUCUGAGCAGAAGUAGUCAGAAUGAGAUGGCCUUUAAAGUCACACAGUUAAUCCUCCACCCUUACCUUGAUGAAGAUUCCCAUGACUAUGAUGUAGCACUUGUCCAAUUGGACCAUCCUGUACCUCUAACGUCUCGCUAUGUACAACCUGUCUGUCUUCCGGCCAGUACCCACCAUUUUCCCACCGGUUCAACGUGUUGGGUGGCAGGUUGGGGUGCAGUAAGGGAGGAUGGUCCCACAAGUGACAUUCUCCAGAAGGUUGAUGUAAAGUUAAUUGAUCAAGACACCUGCACUGAACUGUACCACUAUCAGAUUAGUCCAAGAAUGUUCUGUGCUGGUUAUGUCGAUGGAUCUAAAGAUGCAUGUCAGGGUGAUUCUGGUAGUCCACUUGUAUGCAAAGAACCAGGAGGGCGCUGGUUUCAGGCAGGGUUGGUGAGUUGGGGAGCUGGAUGUGCCAUUCCCAAAUAUUUUGGAGUAUACAGUCGUAUUACCAGAUUUGUUGGGUGGAUUCACAAUGUCACAGCCCAAAGCAGACAAAUAAUACAUUAAUACAACCAACAUUGGCACCAAAACACCAGCCAGAAGUGGGAGACCAAUAAGAAAACCACCUGACAUUGAAGACCAUCAAGGAUGAAAAAUCAGUAGAACUGUUUGGAAUUUAGAAUUAAAAAGGAAUAAAAAUCUACAUUAACAUAAGGACCAUUCCUCACAAAGACAUAGAAUAAGAUUGUCUAAGCAUAACACAAGAUUAAUGUUCUCUAGAACACAGAGUAAAUCAUUAAAUUCAAA
This is a messenger RNA of Pseudophryne corroboree (corroboree frog), 2912 nucleotides long. RefSeq names its product transmembrane serine protease 6 (gene TMPRSS6). Gene Ontology annotation, molecular function: serine-type endopeptidase activity; protein binding. The transcript has 18 exons. NCBI's taxonomy places the organism in Eukaryota, Metazoa, Chordata, Amphibia, Anura, Myobatrachidae. The record is from RefSeq and is a predicted model, not a curated record. Gene Ontology annotation, biological process: proteolysis. The coding region runs from base 252 to 2672 and encodes 806 amino acids.